AUGUUUAUAGAACUUUUAAUUUUUACUUUUAUUUUAAUAUCCACUAAUUAUUCUUAUAAUUAUUUUGUACGUUUUAAAUCUCAUGAUGUACCUUGUUUAAUAUUAUCUAUCGAUAAUUUAUGGAUUCGAUGUAUAAUAAAUCAAUCAGAACCAUUAAAAUUUUUUAGUAAAACUUUAUUAUCAAAUAUCAAUAUUGAAUUUGCACUAUUAUCAAUUAAUAAUUUAACAUUACCAUCGAAUUUUUUUGUCGAUGAUAAUAAUAAUAAUAAUAAUAAAACAGUUUCUGAUGAUUCAUCAAUAAAGAAUAAUCGUAGUCUUAUUAUUUUUGAUAGUACACAAAAUUUUCAAUUAAAACAAAUCAAUAUUUUAAAAGAUACAUUUUUAAAUUUAUUUUCAAUAAAAAUACAUUUUAUUAUUCAUAAUUGUGGUUAUCCAAUACUUCAUAUUGAACGAAAUAUUUUUCAUUCUAAUAUAAUAAAACACAUACUUGUUACAUAUAAUAAUCGAAAUCGAACAGUUUUCUUAAAAGAUUUUUUUUCUCGUGAAUGUUUAAUUGAUGAAGAAAUUAUUUUUCAUAAUAAUAAUGAAUAUAAAUUAAUAAAAAUUAAUUUUUUAAAUAAAAAAAAACAAUUUAAUUCAACGAAAUUAUUUAUUAAUGGAUUACUUUUUAUUAUUAUAAUAUCCAUAACUAGUAUAUUAAUGUAUUUAAUUAUUAGAAAAACUACUAAGUUAAAAACUGUAUCUUUAUAUUAUGAUAUUUUACAAUCAGAUAGAAUAUCAAAUAUUUUACCUACAAGUGAAUCAUCAACAUCGAUUGUAUCAUAUGUUCUUUGA
Rotaria sp. Silwood1 is the source of this 834-nucleotide messenger RNA. The record is from the annotation of a GenBank genome assembly. Lineage: Eukaryota; Metazoa; Rotifera; Eurotatoria; Philodinida; Philodinidae.